This is a messenger RNA of Epinephelus lanceolatus (giant grouper), 1701 nucleotides long. RefSeq names its product leucine rich repeat containing 42 (gene lrrc42). Lineage: Eukaryota; Metazoa; Chordata; Actinopteri; Perciformes; Serranidae. The record is from RefSeq and is a predicted model, not a curated record. Gene Ontology annotation, molecular function: protein binding.
CUGCAACUGUGACAACUUGCACGGUAGGCUACAAUAAGGAAAUGAAAACCCUUGUAAAACAGGGCAUAGUGCGGAAUAAUUUAGCGUUAUAAAACGAAUACGAUGAGACACGAUAGCAGAUAAUAAGAGAGUCUUGCUCAAGGCUUAGGGUUCGUUUUGGUUUUGAUUUUAACUCAGUCAAUGACUAUGGAUUAGCUAGCUAGCAAGCUAUAUUGGGUUUUUGCAAUGCUUCAGGUGUUUAGCCGGCUAGCUUACUAAACUUGUAUUUAAAAGUUUUAUCAUUCUCAUGUGAAAAGAGCAAGUGUGACCUUACUAUGGACAAUAGCACCAUUUAUGUCCGAGAGAGAGGCAACCUUCGUCGUGUCCGUGGCAUAGUCCUGGCACAACUAAAGCCAGUGUCAUCAUGCAGAAGGACAAAUCGGUUUGUGCUGAGAAAAGAGCACUUCAUAUUCACCUACAAUGCGGAGGGAAGUCUGAGAUACACCACAAAAUCUCUCUUUGACAUCACUCUGUUAUUCGUAGCUGACAACAUUCAACAUGUGGACUCUCUGGUGGGUUUCCCUGAGCAGAUAGGUGACAGACUUUUUGCAGCAGCAGAGGAGAAUCGUGUAUUUUUAAACGCAGACAUUUCUCCAAAAGCUUUGCAGUUAUUCAGUGAUGCAUAUGGGGAGAUGGUGCUGGGAUCCCUCUGUCUGAGAAACAGAUUUCCACUCUUGCACGAGAGGAUGGAUGAGAUAAAAACAUUUCAUAGUUUGAAGUCACUGGAUCUGUUUGGCUGCAGACUGGGGGAUGAUCAUGAGAUAUUCCAGCAUCUAACAUCCAGCUCAUUGGCAAGCAGCCUGAUUCAGCUUUUCAUUGGUGGCAACAGUCUGUCAGAUGCCGGCCUACAAAGAUUGACUGCACCUAUCCGGAUGUUGAGGAAGGGACUGGACUGUCUUCAGUUCCUUGAUGUUUCCUAUAACCCUAUCUCAGCAAGGGCUCUAAGAUAUCUCACAUGCCUCCCCAAACUUGAAAAUCUUGAUGUAUCUGGGACCAGUUUGAAGCUUGGCACAGGGUUGAAGACAGCCAUAUGGGACCUGCUGGGGCUCAUUUAUUCCGAGAAACCACUGGACACCUUUGAUCACUCAAGAUGUAAAACAGCAGGUUGGGCCGAGCAGGUUGUGAAUCAGUGGGAAACAAACGGCUCACAAAUGCCAAAACAGAAGAAAAUUGAUGAAUCCAGAACAUCAGCACUUCGCUUUUUCGGCAGGCAGAAGUUUGUCAGAGAAGUACUGAACGCAGCACCCUUGGUGUGUGACGAGGAUGAGGCCAAGAGAGAGAUACUGCAUUUCUUCAGACCUGCAGCAAACGAUCACAAACCAGAAAAGCAGACUCCUUCCACAACACAUCAUCAAGCAGUGCCUUCGUGGCACAAUAUUAAAAAAAGGCAGCGUCAGUCGGAAAGGCGUGACAGUUCACAUCAAAGUCCUCCAGCGAAACGUCUGCCCUCAUCAUCAGCUCUUACUGCAGAGGACAUUGACUUGUUGAACAGCUAUUAAAGAAUGCGACUAUAUAGCAUUCCUCAAAUACCAUUGACCUUUAGGCUCAAGUGAAAAAGAACAGUUUCCAGGAUGAUUCACACUGUUGAACUGUGAAGUCUUUUUCUUGGAUACGGGUGCUGUUUGUAUAUUUUUAUAAAUAAAGUUUAGUAUUUUGUUUGUG